CGAGGAGUGAGCUGACGUUCGGCUCUUCUGGAGUCCUCAUCUGGGUUGUGUAACCGAAGCUCCUAAGCCGGGUUAUGCGGCCUUUUUCUUUUCAGAUAUUCAAAAUGGGAAUCUGCGCCGGUCCCCAGAAAGUCCGCAGACAACCUUCAAAACGGUCGAGACUCAGUUCUGACGACCCCUAGCUAUCGGGAAGACCCAGACUAUCUCCCGCCCCUCAUCGCCCGUCGUUCGCAAUCCCAAAAAUGGACAUCCAUCAACCUGGUACCAACCUGUGGAUCCCAAGGAGAGGUACCAAGCGAGAGGGCGGAGGGAGAAAUCGGGCGACUGGCCUAAGAGCCGACGCUGUUUCGCUCGCGCCGGCACGCCAGCUAGGACGGCGCUGGCUGACUUUCCUGCCACCGAAGUGCUCACUGGGAAUAAAUAAGACAACCCUCAAAGGGGUGACUGCCUACAUAGCUGGCAGAAGAAGGCAAAAAUAAAAGAGAAGACAGGGCUCGUCCGGGAUUUGAACCCGGGACCUCUCGCACCCGAAGCGAGAAUCAUACCCCUAGACCAACGAGCCGACAUAUGACCCAGUCUACAGGCGUCCAUAGAGGUCGUAAGGCUUUCGCUCGGUCUAGCUGGGGGACCGCCCGCUGCGAGCGAAGACCAGGGAGCAGAAUCCGGAGAUGGGCUGCUAGGCGCCGGCCCCGGGUCCCUACUCCUCCCUGGAAGUAAGCGUGUAGGCUCAGUCGUCCCCUCGUCUCUUCUCCCGGCCUCUCUACCACUGGAGACGGCGCUUUCGCUGCGACCCUGGCGGUUGCCUACCCGGAGGCCUCCGCUCUGCCUCGCCCUGCCUGCGGUCCUGAGCUUGGGCUCUAAUCCACGGAGCGGCUCGGUUGGGGAGCGCUCCGAGGGGCCGCGUCUUGAACUCCACGGGUGAGCUACAGCUUUUCUCGCCAUCUCUAACGUUAGUCUUACUUCAGCGACGGACCCUUUCCGUAGCCUACCAUCUAUCCACACUGCCUAUCAACACCCAGCUAGAUGUCAGAGCAGAGAGAGAGAUAGCAGACCAAGAAAGCGUUGGCUAGCACUGGGCCCUGGGUUCCCAGCUCUUAGCGUCACAUUCCACUCCCUACCCUCCUGCUUAGCUUUCUCUUUUUCUCCAAGUGUUAACUGGCCCCGUGCCUCCAGAAACACGGACAAAGCCCGGGAACUGAAUCCUUAUUCAGAGUCAGCAUCUGAGAAAGUAAUAAAUUAACAUCCUAAAAGGUCUGCUUCGCAUCCCGCCAUUAGCCAGCAGAUUACGUGGGGAGGAGAAACAAAGGCAAGCGCUUCAACGUUUAGCCUUGCUCCUCUGACCAGCCUCUCCCCUGAGAUUCAAGGCGUUGGCGUUUUAGGUCUCCUUUCUCUCUGUGGCAGGAGCCGGGUUCACACAUUCUGCUUUAGCUUCCUCCAAAACGAAGUACAAAUGUGUGCUCUUACACACUAUGAAAAUAUUUGAUGAAAAUGUGUCACCUUUUAGUAGGAGCCAAAGCUUUACACUGAAGUUCACAGUUCUAGGGUUUAACUUUGGACUGCCAAGCUUGCGGACUCCCAUUUGACAAGGGGUGUUGGUGUAGUGCACUCACUGGCUUGUCUACACCUGGAGCCUGCCUACCUACCCUGCAAGGGAAUUUCUUCCGUUACUAAGACAUGUGAUUUUUCCUAAGCAUGUCUAGAAUUCUCUUCCUGCAACUGCCCACCCCUCGUGUGUGUGUGUGUGUGUGUGUGUGUGUGUCUGUGUAAUUCCUUACGGAAUUACAAAGCUGGGUAAGGAUGACCUUGAACUGAAGGCUAGAUUUACAGGCCUGUGCCAUCAUACCCACCUAAGCAUUCUCACUUUUUUUAAAAAUGUGUAUGGGAGGUGCCUUGUACAUGCCACCUGAUGACUGUGGAGACCAGAAGAGGGUGUCCCAUCCCCUGGAACUGGAGUUGCAGGCUGAGAACUGAACCGGAUUCCUCUGGAAGAGCACCCAGUAGUCAACCACCGAGUUAACUCUCCAUCCCUUUCAUCUGUGUUAAUUUACGGUGGCGUCCCAGCCCCGGGCUGCCUGUUCUUCCAUAGAGUGCGCAUCAAGUUUCUACUCCGCGUCCAAGGUUCAGCUUAACGUCCUGCAGAAAGCUGACUGCCCGCCAUCUUCAUUCCGAGGCCGGAGGAAGCAUCGCCUCUUUCUCACGCUCUUGCGCGUGCCCGUGCUGAGAGAUUAUCUUCCCAGCAUCCUGAGAAAAAGGCCCGCCUCACUCCUUCGCUUGCAUGCGUGCUCAGGGGUCUGUUACGUCACUAGUGUGUCCAAGAGAGAGCAGUGUUCUCAAGACCACACUGUUUCUCAGACAUCAGACAGGGCCAAAUGGGGAUGGUGUCUCGAGCUGUCCAAGGAGGUUAGCUCCAACCCACAGCCCGGAACGACGGCACCGCCCACAGCAGGGGCGUAGUCGCUCUAGCCCGCCAAAACUCAUCUCAGGCGGUGGCGCUCACUGAUGACGUUCGGCGCGCUAGGAUUCCUGAGUCUCUGGCCCUGCGUGUACAGGUUCAGGAGCCAAAUUCUUCUCUAAAAGGUGAUCUGCAAAAAUGGCCCCUGUCCUUCACUUUUAUGUCCGCCCCUCUGGCCAUGAGGGGGCAGCAUCUGGACGUGUUCUUCGGAGACUACAAGGAAAACUGCCAACACUUCAGAGUGUGGAGACUGAGCUGUGCUACAAUGUACACUGGGCAGCCUCCUGUUUUACUGACUUACUCUUUUCCUGUGAACUCUUCCCUCCACCAUUGUGGUUUCCUGAGGAUUGGACUCAGGUUGUCACACUUGGCUACAGCUGAGACCCUUCCAUGGCCUGAGGAGAUGAAGAAGUUGAUGUGGCUAUUUGGUUGUCCAUUGUUACAGGAUGAUGUUGCUCAGGAGUCCUGGCUUGUUCCUGGCUCCAAAGAUUUGUUGCUGGAGGUGGGACCCAGGCUGAAUUUCUCUACUCCAGCAUCGACCAACAUUGUUUCUGUAUGCCAGGCUGCUGGGCUGAGAGCUGUAGAUCGAGUAGAGACCACCCGGCGCUACUGGCUUUCGUUUGCCAAUCACCCUACGGCUGAAAUGGAAGCUAUUGCCCUGGCUGCCUUGCACGACCGGAUGACAGAGCAGCACUAUCCUGACCCCAUCCAGAGCUUCUCUCCUCAGAGCAUUCCAGCCCCACUCAAGGGCUCCAUCGACAUACUGGCAGAGGGUCGGCCUGCCCUGGAGAAGGCCAACCAGGAGCUAGGUUUGGCUCUUGACUCCUGGGACCUCGAUUUCUACACCAAGCGCUUUCAAGAGCUGCAGCGGAACCCCAGUACAGUGGAGGUCUUUGACUUGGCUCAGUCCAAUAGUGAGCACAGCCGACAUUGGUUCUUCAAGGGCCAGCUCCAUGUGGAUGGGAAGAAGCUAGCACGCUCCCUCUUUGACUCCAUCAUGAGCACUCAGGCAUCCUCCAAUCCUAACAACGUCCUCAAGUUCUGUGACAACAGCAGUGCAAUCCAGGGGAAGGAAGUCCAAUUCCUGCGGCCUGAGGAUUCUACACGACCAAGCUGCUUCCGGCAACAGCGGGGGCUUAGACACGUCGUCUUCACAGCAGAGACACAUAACUUCCCCACAGGAGUGGCCCCCUUCAGCGGUGCAACCACGGGCACAGGCGGCCGCAUCAGAGAUGUCCAGUGCACAGGCCGUGGGGCCCAUGUGGUAGCUGGUACUGCUGGCUAUUGCUUUGGAAACCUGCACAUCCCAGGUUAUAAUCUGCCCUGGGAGGAUCCAAGCUUCCAGUAUCCUGGGAACUUUGCCAGGCCUUUGGAUGUUGCUAUUGAGGCCAGUAAUGGAGCAUCUGACUAUGGCAACAAGUUUGGAGAACCAGUGCUGGCUGGAUUUGCCCGCUCUUUGGGUCUUCAGCUUCCAGGUGGUCAGAGACGUGAGUGGAUCAAGCCCAUCAUGUUCAGUGGGGGCAUUGGGUCCAUGGAAGCCAAGCAUGUAGGCAAAAAGCCCCCAGAGCCAGGCAUGGAGGUUGUAAAGGUUGGAGGUCCUGUCUAUAGGAUUGGAGUUGGGGGUGGAGCUGCUUCGUCUGUGCAGGUUCAGGGAGACAACACCAGUGACCUGGACUUUGGAGCUGUGCAACGGGGAGACCCGGAAAUGGAGCAGAAGAUGAAUCGUGUGAUCCGGGCUUGUGUGGAGGCCCCAGGAGGAAACCCCAUCUGCAGCCUCCACGACCAGGGUGCUGGUGGCAACGGCAAUGUCCUAAAGGAGCUGAGUGACCCAGCAGGAGCUAUCAUUUAUACCAGCCGCUUCCAGCUAGGUGACCCAACCUUGAAUGCACUGGAAAUCUGGGGGGCUGAGUACCAGGAGUCAAAUGCACUGCUGCUGAGGCCCUCUGACCGGGACUUCCUGAGUCGCGCCAGUGCCCGGGAACGUUGCCCAGCUUGUUUUGUGGGCACAAUCACUGGAGACAAGAGAAUUGUGCUAGUGGAUGACCGUGAGUGCCUGGUAGGAAAAAAUGGCCAGGGAGACGCUCCCCUGACACCUCCAACCCCUGUGGACCUCGACCUUGACUGGGUUCUCGGAAAGAUGCCUCAGAAGGAGUUCUUCCUCCAGAGAAAACCCCCUGUGCUGAAGCCUUUGACUCUGCCCCCAGAGCUGAGUGUGCGACAAGCUCUGGAUCGGGUCCUAAGGCUGCCUGCUGUGGCCAGCAAACGCUACCUCACUAACAAGGUGGAUCGCUCUGUGGGUGGCCUUGUUGCCCAACAGCAGUGUGUCGGGCCCCUGCAGACUCCUCUAGCUGAUGUGGCUGUUGUGGCACUGAGCCACCAGGAGCUCAUAGGGGCCGCUACAGCCCUAGGAGAGCAGCCAGUCAAGAGCCUGCUGGACCCCAAGGUUGCUGCCAGGCUAGCUGUUUCUGAGGCCCUCACCAACCUGGUGUUUGCACUGGUCACCGAUCUCCGAGAUGUGAAGUGCAGUGGGAACUGGAUGUGGGCAGCCAAGCUCCCAGGUGAGGGUGCAGCGCUGGCCGAUGCCUGCGAAGCUAUGGUGGCAGUGAUGGCAGCACUGGGUGUGGCAGUAGAUGGCGGCAAGGACUCCCUCAGCAUGGCCGCCCGAGUUGGCACUGAGACCGUGCAGGCUCCUGGGUCACUGGUCAUUUCAGCAUAUGCUGUCUGUCCAGACAUCACAGCCACUGUGACCCCAGACCUCAAGCAUCCUGGAGGGAAAGGUCAUUUGCUCUAUGUGCCUUUGAGCCCCGGGCAGCACCGGCUGGGAGGAACAGCUCUGGCCCAGUGCUUCUCUCAACUCGGGGAGCACCCUCCUGAUCUAGACGUUCCUGAGAACCUCGUGCGUGCCUUUCAUAUCACCCAGGGGCUGCUGAAAGAUCGUCGUCUUUGCUCAGGCCAUGAUGUCAGCGAUGGGGGGCUUGUCACCUGCCUUUUAGAGAUGGCCUUUGCUGGGAACUGUGGGAUAGAGGUAGAUGUACCUGCCCCUGAGAUCCAUGCGUUGCCUGUGCUGUUUGCAGAGGAGCCAGGUCUGGUGUUAGAGGUACAGGAGGCAGAUGUAGCCGGAGUACUGCAGAGGUACCAGAGUGCUGGCCUUCACUGUCUGGAACUGGGCCACACAGGCGAGGCUGGACCCCAGGCCGUGGUCCGAGUGUCAGUGAAUGGGGCUGUGGUUGUAGAGGAGCCUGUUGGGCAGUUAAGAGCCCUCUGGGAGGAAACAAGUUUCCAGCUGGACCUACUGCAGGCAGAGCCGAGCUGUGUGACAGAGGAGAAACAGGGCCUGAAGGAGCGAACAGGGCCCAGCUACUGCCUGCCACCCACCUUUCCCAUGGCCUCUGUGCCCUGUAACCCUGGUGGUCCCAUCCCUCGAGUUGCCAUCUUGCGAGAAGAGGGCAGCAAUGGAGACCGGGAAAUGGCUGACGCCUUUCACUUGGCUGGCUUUGAGGUGUGGGAUGUGACCAUGCAGGAUCUCUGCUCUGGGGCCAUCAGGCUGGACACAUUCCGUGGUGUGGCCUUUGUGGGCGGGUUCAGCUACGCAGACGUCCUGGGCUCUGCCAAAGGUUGGGCAGCUGCAGUGACCUUUAAUCCACAGGCCAGGGAAGAGCUGGGACGAUUCCGCAGGCGUCCAGACACCUUCAGUCUGGGCGUGUGUAAUGGCUGCCAGCUGCUAGCUCUUCUGGGCUGGGUGGGAAGUGAUCCCAAUGAAGAGCAAGUUGAGCCAGGCCAUGACUCCCAGCCAACACAGCCAGGCCUCCUGCUCCGCCACAAUCUGUCUGGGCGGUAUGAGUCCCGAUGGGCCACUGUACGUGUGCAGCCAGGGCCAGCCCUGAUGCUUCGAGGGAUGGAAGGCUCCGUGCUGCCCGUGUGGAGUGCUCAUGGGGAAGGUUACAUGGCGUUUUCUUCUCCUGAACUCCAAGCCAAGAUCGAGGCCAAGGGCUUGGUUCCUCUGCACUGGGCAGACGAUGAUGGGAACCCCACAGAGCAGUACCCUUUGAACCCCAAUGGAUCUCCAGGGGGCAUAGCUGGUAUCUGUUCCCAAGAUGGUCGCCAUCUGGCACUCAUGCCACAUCCUGAGCGGGCUGUGAGGCUUUGGCAGUGGGCAUGGCGACCCUCUCCCUUUGAUGGUCUUUCCACCUCCCCAUGGCUGCAGCUCUUCAUCAAUGCUCGGAACUGGACCCAGGAGGACAGCUGCUGAGGAGGCCACAUGCUCACCCUGGCCCACAGCUCAUCCUUUCAGUCUGUAGCCUUCUUUCCCCAUUGCUUUCAGGCAUAUCCCCAUGUGAGUUCCAAAAGCAUCUUAGACAGCAGGAACCAAAAUGCUGGGCCUCAACUGCAUUGCUCAUUCUAGCCCUGCCCUGCAGGAGCUGCUUUCAGUUCUUAGCUCAGGCUCCGAGGACAGCUGACGGUGCAGGGGGUAGGCAAAGAGUUACUGGCAGCCCUUCCCAUGAUCAUCACCUUGUUAUCCCUCAUUCUCUUGCUUAGAGCUCUGAGUGAGCUUUCUUUCAUGCCCCCUUUUUCUUUGGCUUUGUGAGAGCCCUGAGCCCUGAGCUACUGGUGUUUAUUUUUUGUUGUUUUGUCUUUUUUUUCUUUUUUUUUUUUUUUUUUU
Mastomys coucha (southern multimammate mouse) is the source of this 7112-nucleotide messenger RNA. RefSeq names its product phosphoribosylformylglycinamidine synthase (gene Pfas). Gene Ontology annotation, molecular function: phosphoribosylformylglycinamidine synthase activity. Bases 2613 to 6701 code for a protein of 1362 amino acids. The transcript has 30 exons. Gene Ontology annotation, biological process: 'de novo' IMP biosynthetic process. NCBI's taxonomy places the organism in Eukaryota, Metazoa, Chordata, Mammalia, Rodentia, Muridae. The record is from RefSeq and is a predicted model, not a curated record.